AUGUCAGGUCGCGUUUCUGAAAAUCCUGCGAUUUCCACUCUUCGUCGUUAUCGUCGUUCCCUUAACAUUGCGGAGAACGGGUUUGAGGUCAUGCCUUGUCGUCGCUGUCGGUCUAAGGGAUUGCGCUGUAAAAUGCUGCCCGGUUCCUUGGUUUGUGGAGAGUGUGUCGCGGUGGGCGGCACUCGUCGUUCGUGCAACGCUUCCGAUGAUGCGAUCUGUCAACUGGAACGUCUGAUGGUUGAAUCUCGGCGUUUGGACGAUGAGGAGGAAGAAACCGAGGAAUUGUUUCGAAAAAGGAUGGAGGCGCUGCAAAAGGCGCAGGCCGAAGUGAAUGAGACACUUGCGAAGUUGGAUCGUGUUCGCAAGGCUAAGCGAAUAGUGUUCAAAAAAGGUCGCAAGGAGACCUCGGUGGUGGCUGAAGAGGGGGUAGCGGAGCCUUCUCUUGCCGAGUCUUCCUUGGUUCUUGAGGCACAGUCGGUGGGUGCUUUUGGUGCGGUAGACCUGGAUGCCGUCUUCGGUGAUUAG
Colletotrichum truncatum is the source of this 525-nucleotide messenger RNA. The record is from RefSeq and is a predicted model, not a curated record. Lineage: Eukaryota; Fungi; Ascomycota; Sordariomycetes; Glomerellales; Glomerellaceae.